UGUUGUUGAGUGAUGAAAUCCAUGCUUUGGCUGGUGCCUUGGUGCUUUCUUUUACUUCAUGUUUUUGGAGAUAUAUGAUUUUUGAAAUUUUUAUUUGUGUAUAGAGAAUCAGAACCAAAUUCAUGGGAAGACACCAUGAGAGACGAAUUGGAUCGCCAAAAAUAUCCCCGUAUGCCAUGGCAUGAUGUCCAUUGUGCUAUCUGGGGACCUCCCUGUGGUGACGUUGCUCGACACUUUGUUCAACGUUGGAAUCAUGCUAAGAGAACUAAAGCUCCAAACGAACAUGAAAUUCCUCUACUUAUGCCUCACCAUCAAAUGGUCAUCCCACAUUACAUGGGAAAAAGCAAAGAGAUUGAUGUUGAUGGAAAGAAGGAAGAAGACAACGAGAAAGAAAUUGACAGGCGCAGGAUUCAUUCUCCUCACAAUCUCCAUUGCAAGAUAUACCGCUACUUCUACCUCAAGAAGCUGAUGGAGCAAUGACUUCAAGUGGAGAUUAUAGAAAUUCCAGCGAAAGUUCUCCAUUACUGUCCCAAAAUCUGGAAAGUGAAACUUUAGUUCCAGAUAACCAGAAGAAAGGAUUUCAAGAUCAAGCUGAUUCUUUUGACUUGAGGGCUCAAUACAUUGUUGAUGCUGUAGAUGAUUGGUGGGAAACACCAGAAGGUACCGAUGAUGCCACUACUUUGGAAUAUGGAGAAGUUGGUCGACGUACCACCUGUCA
Messenger RNA from Cicer arietinum (chickpea), 718 nucleotides. Lineage: Eukaryota; Viridiplantae; Streptophyta; Magnoliopsida; Fabales; Fabaceae. The record is from RefSeq and is a predicted model, not a curated record.